AUGUCAGGUCCACUUGAUCGAUUUGCUAGACCAUGUUUCACUACAGGUUUUGAGGGAAUCAUGAGCAGUGAUGAGAAAAAGGAGCGAAAGUCAGACUUUGAGAAUUCCGAGGACGAGAGGAGAACCAGGAUCGGUUCUUUGAAGAAGAAAGCCAUUAACGCGUCUACAAAGUUCAAGCACUCUCUCAAGAAGAAGAGCGGAAGGAGAAAAAGCGAUGGCCGAGUGAGUUCUGUCUCCAUCGAGGACGUGCGUGACGUCGAGGAGCUGCAGGCCGUCGACGCGUUUCGACAAGCGCUGUUAAUGGACGAGCUGCUUCCCACUAGGCACGAUGACUACCACAUGAUGUUGAGGUUCUUGAAGGCGAGGAAGUUUGACAUCGAGAGAGCAAAGCACAUGUGGGCUGAUAUGAUCCAGUGGAGGAAAGAAUUUGGCACUGACACUAUUAUUCAGGAUUUUGAUUUCGAAGAGAUUAACGAAGUUUUGAAAUACUACCCACACGGAUAUCACGGUGUUGACAAAGAAGGCAGGCCUAUCUACAUUGAAAGGCUGGGGAAAGUUGAUCCUAACAGACUCAUGCAGGUUACAAACAUGGACCGAUAUGUAAGAUAUCAUGUUAAGGAGUUUGAGAGGAGCUUUAUGAUCAAGUUUCCUUCCUGCACUAUUGCUGCAAAGAAGCAUAUUGAUUCCAACACAACUAUUCUAGAUGUCCAGGGAGUGGGAUUGAAAAACUUCACCAAGUCAGCUCGAGAGCUUAUUACACGAUUACAAAAGAUUGAUGGAGACAAUUAUCCUGAGACUCUCCACCAAAUGUUUAUUAUCAAUGCAGGGCCUGGAUUUAGGCUGCUCUGGAGCACUGUUAAGAGCUUUCUAGACCCAAAAACAUCUUCUAAGAUUCAUGUUCUCGGAUACAAGUAUCAGAGCAAAUUGCUUGAAGUCAUUGAUGUCAACGAGUUGCCUGAGUUCUUGGGAGGUGCGUGUACUUGCGCUGAUCAAGGUGGUUGCUUGCUUUCUGACAAGGGACCUUGGAAAAACCCGGAAAUUGUAAAGAUGGUGCUUCAUGGAGGAGCACAUCGGGCAAAGCAGGUGGUGAAAGUUUUGAACAGCGAGGGGAAAGUCAUUGCUUACGCAAAACCAUCAUACCAAUGGAUAAAGGGAAGUGACACUUCCACUGCAGAGUCAGGGUCUGAUGCCGAAGAUAUCGGUUCUCCAAAGGCUAUAAAGAGUUUCUCUCAUCUCCGGUUGACACCUGUUCGUGAAGAGGCAAAGAUAGCUGGUGAAACGAGCUUGGCGGGUAGCUUUCCGGGCUAUGAUGAGUAUGUGCCAAUGGUUGACAAAGCCGUCGAUGCAACCUGGAAGGUGAAACCUGCUCUCCAGAGAGUCGCCUCAAAAGGGGCUUUAAUGCCUGCCACCGUUCCAAAGGAACCUGAAGGCAUUCGAGCUCGAGCCCUCAUAGUGUUCAUGGCAUUCGUGGUGGCGGUUUUCACAUUCUUGCGCACAGUAUCUUUCCGUGUGGUGAAGAAACUCGCAGCUCCCCAACCACAAAUCGAAGGAAACGCAACAGAAGUCGGAGUGCAAGAGGAGCUUCGUCUUCCUUCUUCGGUACCGGAUCUCGCAGAAACGGAGCUCAUGAAUUCUGUGAUGAAGAAACUAACCGAGCUUGAGGGUAAAAUCGGGACUCUACAAUCGAAGCCGUGUGAGAUGCCUUACGAGAAAGAAGAACUGCUAAACGCCGCCGUUUGCAGAGUAGACGCACUUGAAGCAGAGCUCAUAGCUACGAAGAAGGCGCUUUACGAAGCUCUCAUGAGACAAGAAGAGUUGCUUGCUUACAUUGAUCGUCAAGAAGAAGCUCAAUUCCAGAAGAUGAAGAAGAAGAAGAAGAAGCAUCUCUUUUGCUUUUGA
This is a messenger RNA of Thlaspi arvense, 1899 nucleotides long. The record is from the annotation of a GenBank genome assembly. Lineage: Eukaryota; Viridiplantae; Streptophyta; Magnoliopsida; Brassicales; Brassicaceae.